UCCGCCUAUGUGAUCAACUGACGGUCUGUAUCUUUAUGCUGCUAAUUUUGGAUGACAUUUCGGGUAGAAUGAAGGGUUAACGCGUUGUUUUAAUACAAACUAUGAAGAACAGGAAACUUGGAUAGGAAGAAAUAUAUCUUGAACAUUGGUGAGAACCGUCUGUUGGAAGGAUGGAAACUCUCAUUCCCACCAUCAACCGGUUGCAGGAGGUCUUUCUAACACUGGGGGCGGAGAUCAUACAGUUACCUCAGAUAGUCGUGGUUGGAUCUCAGAGCAGUGGAAAGAGCUCUGUGUUGGAGAGCCUGGUUGGACGGGAUUUCUUGCCUCGAGGAUCAGGAAUAGUCACAAGACGACCCCUGGUGUUGCAGCUUGUUAAUGUCCCCCCAUUGCAGGAGAGGCUGAAGAUCGAGAACGGAAAUGGGAUUAAGCAAAAUGCCCAAAACAGCUACCCAGGUGUCAAAGCUGAAGAAUGGGGUACAUUUCUGCACUGCAAGAAUCAGAUCUUCACAGAUUUUCAGGAAAUUCGUCGGGAAAUUGAAGCAGAGACUGAACGAGGUUCAGGCGACAAUAAAGGGAUCAGUCCUGAGCCCAUAUAUCUGAAGAUUUUCUCUCCAAAAGUUCUUAAUCUCACUCUGGUUGAUUUACCUGGAAUUACUAAGGUUCCUGUUGGGGACCAGCCAAAGGACAUCGAGGCUCAAGUGCAAGAGAUGAUCUUGUCCUUUAUCUCCAAUCCAAACUGCCUUAUCCUCGCAGUGUCCCCUGCCAACUCUGACUUGGCCACAUCUGAUGCACUAAAAUUGGCUCGUGAGGUUGAUACAGAUGGCCGUCGAACACUGCUGGUGGUCAGUAAGCUGGACCUGAUGGAUGCAGGAACCGAUGCGCUGGAGGUCCUUCUGGGUCGAGUCAUUCCAGUCAGGCUUGGGAUUAUCGGGGUGGUUAACAGGAGCCAGCAUGACAUAAAUACUCAGAAAAGCCUGGAGGACUCAAUGAAGGAUGAGCAGGCUUUCUUGCAGCGCCACUAUCCCUCGCUAGUGUCUCGUGCUGGCUCUCGCUAUCUGGCCAAAACUCUCAGCAGGCUGCUCAUGCACCACAUCCGGGACUGCUUGCCAGACCUCAAAACCCGAGUGACUGUGCUGAGUGCCCAGUACCAGGCAAGACUCAACAGCUACGGACAGCCUGUAGAGGAUCACAGUGCCACCCUGCUACAGAUAGUCACCAAGUUUGCCAGCGAUUAUUGCAACACCAUAGAGGGAACAGCCAGGCACAUACAAACCUCAGAGCUUUGUGGAGGUGCUCGGAUCUGUUACAUAUUCCACGAGACCUUUGGCCGGACAUUGCAGUCUAUCGACCCCCUGGCGGGCCUGACUGAUCUCGAUAUCCUCACUGCUAUCCGUAAUGCUACUGGCCCACGGCCAGCACUUUUUGUGCCCGAGGUGUCCUUUGAGCUGCUGGUGAAGCGGCAAAUUAAGCGUCUAGAGGAGCCCAGUCUGCGCUGCGUGGAGCUGGUUCAUGAAGAGCUGCAGCGGAUCAUCCAGCACUGUUCCUCCUUCAGUACACAGGAGCUUCUUCGAUUUCCCAAGCUGCACGAUUCCAUUGUGGAAGUAGUGACUGGAUUAUUGCGGAAACGCUUGCCGAUUACUAAUGAAAUGGUCCAUCAUUUAGUAGCAAUAGAGCUUGCCUACAUCAACACAAAGCAUCCAGACUUCACGGAUGCGGCGCAGGUCUCCGCAUCUGUCAACAGUCAGCAGGCAGAGGCUCUUGACGGAGGGAAGCGUUGGAAGAACGAGAAGGUCACGGAAGAAAAGGCUGCAGCUGCAGGCUUUGGGAGCCCCAGCAAAGGCCAGGCCAUUAACCUCCUUGACACAGCUGUGCCAGUGUCCCGAAAGCUGAGCUCGAGGGAGCAGAGGGACUGUGAGGUCAUCCAGUGUCUCAUCAAGAGCUACUUCCUCAUUGUCCGCAAGAGCAUCCAAGACAGUGUGCCCAAGACAGUGAUGCAUUUCCUGGUGAACUACGUGAAAGAAAAUCUGCAGAGUGAGCUGGUGGGUCAGCUUUACAAACAGCCACUGCUCCAGGAGCUGCUCAUUGAGUCACAGGACACAGCACAGCAGCGGACUGAGGUUGCUCAAAUGCUUGAGGCGCUUAAAAAAGCCAAUAACAUCAUCUCUGAGAUCCGGGAGACUCAUCUUUGGUAGCCAGAGGAAUGCAACAACUUCUUUUGUGUCAAAGGAGAGCUCUGAGAGUUUGAGAGUGUAUGUGAGUUUUCGGCAGUCUGUGUUAAUGUGUGGCAGUACCACUGUUUUCUCACGGACCAGUGACCAUAGCACAUUCAGAUCUACUUUUUUUCCUCUCUAGCGGUUGCACUGAACAGCAUACCGGAGCUGUUGCUUUUCACUGUGAAUGCUGAGAGAGAGAGAGAUCAAUCACACUCAGGCUGAAAGUGUUAUUUAACAGGUAGAAUGUGACAAGCAUAGCCGCGAACAAAAAUUUCCUGCAAUACUUUGUGUGAAAACCUUUGAUGGGUCAUAAGUUUGUUUUAUUUUUUUGUAAUGUAUGUUGUGUAUGGAGUAUUUAUUUUCUCUGUGUUUAUUUUUUUUUUAUAAAUUUGAAAUGUGUUCACACUGCACAGCUCCAUGCUUUCAAGGCACGGGCUUCCUCUGAGCCCACUUUAGCAGGUGCUAAAACUAUGUUAGAUUAGAUUUCCUGACUUUAAUCUCCUUUGUUGGAGUGCUCAGCAGAUAUAGAAAUAAAGUGAAAAUCAAAUCAAUGCAGACUGCAAUGCAACACUAAAGACAGGCUGCAGUCAUUUAAAGAAAUCACAGGAUGACUGCGGAUUGUUUUUCCAGCUCCGAUGCUAAUCAAUAUCAGGUUUAUUUUCCAGUCUCGUUUGCAUAUGAGCCUAUUUUUACUGCCUGCUGUAAACAUUCCAGUUUUAGGUGAGCAAACCAAACAUGCCCAACAUAUCCUUCCCUCUGUUUGUGUACGAUUUUAGAAGACUGCCACAUUGAGCUGGACAGCUUAAGUAUAAAGUGUGUAUGCACCAUAGUGUUAGUCAAUUCUUACACUUGAAGUGUGUUUUUAUUAUUUUUAUUUUAUUAACCAUUAAAAGAGUACGCUUGUUAUAUUUCAGAUCCACAUGAUAGCACUGAAAUUUCCUGUAGCUUCGUUUCCUUCCCCACAAAACCAAUUAUCCACUUGUUUCCACUGUUAAUGCUACAGAGAUAUAAGCUUGUUCGUAUUACUGACCCUUUCCUGCCGCUCAGAUAAACUGCCUCCAGGAAAGCGAGACAAUUAGAAAUGUAGAUGAAUCCUGCCUGCAGUUGUUUUUUUGUUACAUUCCCAACCAGAAACCUCAGUCUUAAUUUAACCUGACUCAUUUGCCCCUGUGCCAGUCACUGUUUCAUUAUGUAAUAUUCAUUAAUAUGUAAAAUAAUGCAUCUCUUCCCGGCUUUCCUCUCCCAUUCUCAGGCUCAGAUAAUAGCCAAAACUAAUGUUAUCCUAAGAAUUAGACUUUUUCAGGAAGACCUGCUUUAAACAGAAAGUUCGCCCCUGAUCAACUAUACAUGUUCUCCUCCUCGGCCUGCAGUGCUGUUUAUCUACUGGAUUGUUUUGGUAUGAAAGAAGACGGCUCCUACAUGACACAGGGCAACCAGAGGUAACUCGAGUCAGAGUUUUCAGGGUCCCCGAAGGUGCCUCUCUUCUUUACCUGGCUAAAUUGCUACGGUAACUGAUGCUGAACACAUGACCCGGUCAGGAGCAUGAUCUGAUCAGUUUCCUUUUAGGAUCAGGUGGAAGCACAGUGUUUACACUAUUUUAUUUUCAGUUUGCUUUCAGUGAAAAAAGUUGUUCCUUGCUGAAGGAAUAUGUUUUGUAUAUGCAACUUUUUGAAGCCGUACUUUACUAACGCACUGAAGCCCAGCUAUAAAGCUGCAGCAGCACAAAGUGUAUGUGGCAUUGUGACAGGAAUUUGCAUACAUUCGGUUGGUGAUGCAGAACGUCUGUGGUCCUAAUCUGCUGCUAAGUCUCUUUACACUGCUGGAAAUACAGCUAAUAGAGUACAAAUUAGAAAAUGAAUUGGUUACAUUUGUAGACUAUAUAAUUAAUAAUUUCACUUUAAGCUGGCGACAAGUGAUAGA
Messenger RNA from Pundamilia nyererei, 4133 nucleotides. Its product is annotated as dynamin-1-like protein. The coding region runs from base 171 to 2192 and encodes 673 amino acids. Gene Ontology annotation, cellular component: mitochondrion; membrane; microtubule. Gene Ontology annotation, biological process: intracellular distribution of mitochondria; peroxisome fission; endocytosis. NCBI's taxonomy places the organism in Eukaryota, Metazoa, Chordata, Actinopteri, Cichliformes, Cichlidae. Gene Ontology annotation, molecular function: GTP binding; GTPase activity; microtubule binding. The transcript has 18 exons. The record is from RefSeq and is a predicted model, not a curated record.